Molecule: messenger RNA, 174 nt
Organism: Aureobasidium vineae
Lineage: Eukaryota; Fungi; Ascomycota; Dothideomycetes; Dothideales; Saccotheciaceae
Source: the annotation of a GenBank genome assembly
AUGUCAAAAGAAAGCGGCCAUCAGAGGACUGGUGGACCUCCACCGUUACCACCUCGGCAGGUGUCUGGCGCAAACCUCAUGAGAUCCGAGUACUUUGAAGACGACGACUUGCCUCCGCCAUCUUACGAAUCUGUCGAGGUCAACACAGUCAUUGCUUCCUUCACCGUCAGAUGA